AAAUGAAAUUAAACCCAUAAAGUUAGCAAGCAGCCAGAGUGUCCCAGCCUAGCUAGCUACAGAAACUCUUUUGUUUAUUUCCAACUAUAAUAUUUUUUUUUUUUUUUGGGGUUAAUUUCUGUCCAUUUGUUCUCAAAAUCUGUAUAUAUAAAUAUGCCCCCAUAAAACCUAGCUAGCAUGUCAAAUUAAGGAAAUUAAGUACACAACAACAAGUAGAUUAUAGCAACAAUAAUGGCAGAAACUCACAGCAGCAGAUUUAUUCUGAUCUCUGCUUGUUUUCUGCUUCUUCUUUCAUUGUUGUUCAAUUCAGCUUCUGCUCAACUUAGGACAAACUUCUACAGUAACAUUUGCCCCAAUGUUGAAUCCAUAGUCCGCUCCGCUGUCACUCAGAAGUUCCAGCAAACCUUUGUCACUGUUCCGGCCACUCUGCGUCUCUUUUUCCAUGAUUGCUUUGUUCGGGGAUGCGAUGCAUCAGUGCUGCUGGCUUCGCAAAAUGGUAAGGCAGAGAAGGAUCAUCCAGAUAACCUUUCUCUUGCCGGAGAUGGAUUCGACACUGUAAUCAAAGCCAAAGCAGCUGUUGAUCGCAAUCCCAAUUGCAGGAACCGAGUUUCAUGUGCUGAUAUUCUUGCUCUUGCUACCAGAGAUGUCAUUGUCUUGUCUGGAGGACCAUCGUAUCCUGUGGAGUUGGGGAGGCGAGAUGGGAAAAUAUCAACAAUUGCCAGUGUACAACAUCGUCUUCCUCAUCCUGAGUUUAAUUUGGACCAGCUCAAUUCCAUGUUUGCUUCUCAUGGUCUCACCCAGACUGAUAUGAUUGCUUUGUCAGGUGCUCAUACACUUGGAUUCUCUCAUUGUGGUCGUUUCUCAAAAAGAAUCUACAACUUCAGCCCACGAAGCCGCAUUGACCCAACACUGAAUCCAUCAUACGCAUUGCAGCUGAGAAACAUGUGUCCCCUAAGAGUGGACCCCAGAAUAGCCAUUAACAUGGACCCCAACACACCAAGAACAUUUGACAAUACUUACUUCAGGAACCUCCAGCAAGGAAUGGGUCUAUUCACAUCUGAUCAGAUCUUGUUCACCGAUGGAAGAUCAAAGCCUACAGUGAACCUUUUCGCAUCCAAUCCCUCCUCUUUUAACCAGGCUUUCAUUUCUGCCAUUACCAAGCUUGGAAGAGUUGGAGUUCUCACUGGGAAUAAAGGUGAGAUUCGUCUAGAUUGCAGCCGAGUGAACUAGACAACAACAAAAUGUAUACUAAUAUUUGCACUUUGUGUUGUGAAGUGGGAAUUUUUUUGGUUUUUUUUUUUAAGAGAAUAAUAAUAAUAUGGGCAUAUUGUAUGUGGUGUGUAUACAUGAUAUACAUUCAAAAUUAUCGGGCACUUAUUGGCUUCCACAAUAAAAUGAAAGUUUUCGUA
Ziziphus jujuba (common jujube) is the source of this 1409-nucleotide messenger RNA. RefSeq names its product peroxidase 16. The transcript is spliced from 4 exons. Gene Ontology annotation, molecular function: peroxidase activity; heme binding. NCBI's taxonomy places the organism in Eukaryota, Viridiplantae, Streptophyta, Magnoliopsida, Rosales, Rhamnaceae. Bases 232 to 1230 code for a protein of 332 amino acids. Gene Ontology annotation, biological process: hydrogen peroxide catabolic process; response to oxidative stress. The record is from RefSeq and is a predicted model, not a curated record.